Molecule: messenger RNA, 7548 nt
Organism: Callithrix jacchus (white-tufted-ear marmoset)
Lineage: Eukaryota; Metazoa; Chordata; Mammalia; Primates; Cebidae
Source: RefSeq, a predicted model, not a curated record
UGUCCCCAGAUCCAAGCUGCUCCCAGGCUUGCCCAGAGGAUGGGGCCUGUGACCAGUGCCCUCUUAGCUGGCUUGAUCUGGCCCCAUCCCAGACCUGGGAGCGCCUGUCCCAUGGCCUGAGGAGGACAGGAUGGUCAGGGAAGCCCCAGGGAUGAGCCCUUUUGUCCACAAGCUUCCUUCUGAGAUGGCCAGGCUGCCUGUACGACCCCACAGCCCCCAGCUCCCGUGAACAGUGGGGAUGGGGCAGGCCCCUCUCUGGUGGACAGGAUCUUCUAGCCCCUUAGCAGGUUUGCUCUGUCCCCUGUGAGAAGGGACCUCCCAGAUGGAGGGGCAUAAGUGUUGGGUCGUGGCUAGGGUGCUCCUCCUUCCUGGCUGUGGGGGUCUCAGCACUGCCUCCUAACCCUGCCGCACGCACACCAGGGAGGUCUUUAGAGGCAGGUACUGAGCCCCGGGGCUGGGGUGUCAGGAGCAGGGAGCCAGAUGGUAGGUGGUCUUGGGUGACUGCUGGCCCUGGGGUGAUAGUGAGGAAGGCAGGUGGGCAGAUGCAGGAAGGAGCUGAGGAGAGAAAAGCUGCUGGCCUCCACAGAGGGUCUGGGAUGCUGAGCUCUUGAGCCUGGGAGCCGCCUACAUGUGGUCUGCCUCCAUAGUGGCACCGCAGAAGGGUUGGCAGGCAGGCACAGGUGGAGGCCCCGCUCAGAUGAGGCGGCUACGCCAGGGCAGUGCCAUGCUGGACAAAGGGGCUGCCUUGGAAGCAGGGGAGGACAUACCCCAGACCCUCGGGUUGGGGCCCUACAGAGGGGGUACUGGGGCUGCAGGCCCUGGGCUCACAUCCAGCGCCAGGGGAGAGGUGGAGUGGGCGGGCACAACCGUCUCCCCUGCCGGGCUCCUCUGUACUCCUCUCCCUUGGGGGGCAGCCCUUGGCAAGUUGGGGGCUGGUUUCAGGCACAAGAAGUGAGGCCAGGGAGGAAGCCCUGCCCGUGUCUGGCUCAGUUGUGUCCCAACUCUGGUGGGCUCCCAUGAGGGCAGCCUCUGGGAGGGUGGCACUUUGUGAGCCAGGGCUGGAGAGCUGCCUGGCUGUGCUAAAAAUACAGGCUGUACUGCAGACAGGUGCUGUCUGGGCACCGGCCACCCUGUCUCAGGCUGAUGGCCUUGGCAACCUACCCUGCUGCCCCCUGAUGCGGGGGCCCACUGAGACUUGGUCUUGAUUCCCAGAGGCUCCACCAGUGACCCACCCCCAGACAUCUGUUCUCUGCCCAUUCCCCCCAAGGGCAAGGCUGGGCACAGGGUACACUGGCUCGUCUUGUUGGAAAGGUCCAGUGGCAUACAGCCGCAGUGAAUCGGCCAGUGGGUCUCACAGACGUGGCCGCCAGCCUGGGCUGGCUGGCUGUGGCUGAGAGUCUGGGCUCGGAGACAGAGGGCACCUCCACCCCCCUCAAAGCAGAGGGAUCACAGCGCCAGAGACAGCCCCCACCCCACAGCAGGAGGGUGACACUGUCCGCUUGCAGCAUUGGCUUUUCCUGCCCCAAGUCCUUCAUCUCAGUUGCCAGCCCCAUCUCGGGUCUCGGCAGGUGGGUGUCCCCUGCUAGCAGAGACCUCCAGUCUGUUCUGCGGCUGCCUGUAGCGAGUCCACCUCUGGCUAAAGAGAGGGAGGAGGCCCCGGCCAGCAUGACCCUGGCUGUGGCCAAUUAUGGUGGGCUCCUGGCAAGGAGGCUGCGUGUGGCUCUGGUGGAGGUGGACAGCUUGGCAGGGGGUGGGGCCUGCACCCCUAAGGAGCAGUGCCCCACCCAUCCCCCCUGCAGGCAGACUGCCGAGUUGGCCUCCCCUGCCUGUGCCAUUCUGUGGGGAAGGGCCCUGUGCAGAGGAGGCUGGAGUUGGGGAGUUCAGCCAGGCCAGGCCUCGGCCCUCUUGGGUGUGCCACGGGCAGAAGCUGAGGUCUGUGCAUGGAUCCCGGGAGCCGGAGCCGCCAAGAGCCUCCCCUGGCUGGUGGAAGAGCAGGCAGUGGGAAGCUGCUGGGGCAGGAGGGGUGACCUCCCUCCAGGGUAUCCCCCAGUGGGGAUGGGAGGGUCUGCAGAGGUCUGGAGAGUCAAGGGUCAUGAUCAGGGUGGGGCUGUGGAGCUGGGCUGGCCGGUGGACCUGUGACCACCUGGACCUGCUCUGGGUGAGGCACAGUCAGCGCUGGGCUGACCGGAAGUGGCCUUUGCUGGGUGGGUCCUCUGGACAAGGGGGCUGCUGCCAUCACAGGAGCCUGGCACAGAUUCUCUCGGCUUCUUGCGUUUUGUUACUCACUCAGCCAUUUAGUCAAAGCUGAAGCUGGUAGGGGUCGGGCCCAGCACAGGAAGAGCACAGGCUGGGGCUGCCCUCAGAGGCCCCACUGAGGGGAAUGGUGCCACAGGGGCCCAUGGGAGGGCCUGGGUCACCCUGGGUGGUGGCUGGGCUCCUAGCUCUGUGGGGCCUUGGAGCACAGGGUGGGGCUGCUCUCUGCCACCUGUGGCAGCUGAUGAUGUGGAGGCCCAGCCAGGAGGCUGCAGGGGAGGGCAGAGCCAGCCACUUUACCUGAUGGCUAUGGAGACGCCCAUAGGACCCUUCCCCUUAUCUGGGGCUCACUGGUGACAUAGGCAAAAGAAACCCCUCGUGCUGGAGCCUGCCCUGUCCCAGGCUUGGUGCACACCUUGGGAAGGUCUCAGAGGCUCCAGGUGAGGGAGGCAGUGUCACCCAACAGGUGAGGCCUCUGGACAGAUAAGGCCAUGCGGGUUUUCCCUGAAGCAGCAGAGCCCAGCUGCUGGGUGGGCUCCUUUUAGUCACUGACAGGGAAAGCUGUGCUUUUAUUUUCUAUUUUCUGUUUGAGACGGCGUCCCACUCUGUCGCCCCGGCUGGAGUGCAGUAUCUCAAUCUCGGACCACUGCAGCCUCUGCCUCCAAGGUUCAAGCGGUUCUCCUGCCUCAGCCUCUGAGUAGCUGGGACUGCAGGCAUGCACCACCAAAACACAGCAGCUAAUUUUUGUAUUUUUACUAGAGACAGAGUUUUACCAUGUUGGCCAGGUUGAUCUUGAACUCCUGACCUCAGGUGAUCCACUCGCCUCGGCCUCCCAAAGUGCUGGGAUUACAGGUGUGAGCCACCAUGCACGGCCAGGGAAAGCUGUGCUUUUAAAACAGCACCCAUUCCUGUGGAAGCCCUAGUGGUCCUGGGUGGGGUGAGGAAGGAGAAUUGCAGAGGCCAAGCUGGCCAGGUUUGUACCCCUGAGAAUCAGGAGUCCUGCCUGUGUUCCGACUCACAGCUGGGCACGGAUUGGGAGUGCAGCCCUGCAGGCAGAGCCCCUGCGCUGGACUCAAUCUCUGGAGUGGGUCUGGGCUCCCCGCCGGGCCUCACUAGGGGGACAACCUGAGGGGCUCAGACCCCUGAGCCAGAGCAGCAGUGGGGGCUUUGCUGUGGGCCCUCCUCGUCACCCACCUGCAGGCUCCCCUGGGCCAGGAUGCUUCCUGAACUGGCUGGGCUAGAGAUGGAAGGUGCUGGACUGCAUUUUGGUCCAGGUGGAGGGCUGGCGUGUGGACCUGGGCAGUGGAGGAUGUCAGCCACAUCUAGCCAGCCUCAGGUGCUGCUCCAGUUUCCCAGGACUGUGGUGUCUCUGCACCUUUGCCUCAGACAGUGCCCCUGGGCUGCCUCCUUUCCUGGCCGUGGGGUCCUAGUGGUUCAAUGAGAAAUGAGUGAUGGUGGCCCUCCCCUCCCCUAUCAGACAGGGCCUUACUCUCCUGGCGAGGCUGGAGUGCGGUGGUGCGAUCACAGCCAGCUGCAGCCUCCACCUCCUGAUUUUCCCUCUUAACUUCACGUCCACUCUUGUUAACGAGGCCGUGCUGCAGGCCGGCACGCUGGAGAGCAGCGGCCCACGAUGACUCGUGUCUGAAGCGUGAGCUCUAGGGGUCAGCGCCCAGCCUGGGGAUGAGCAGUCCUGGGCCUCGAGCCCUGUGGCUUCAUCCCCAACUCCAGCAGCCUGGAUUUGCACCUUUUAUAACCGGAGCCACCUGGCAUGGCUUUUGCAUUUGGCUGCACCCCCUCCCCAUCUGCUGGUGAGCUCCAGCCUGCGCUGUGUGCUGGGCGCGUCUGCUUGGUUGGGACUCAGCCCCGUGUCAGGACCCAGUGGCCCCUGAGGACCCAGGAACCUGCCUCUGCUUGAGUGUCCAGCCUGUUGUGAGUCCCUGGCAUGGCCGGGGCCACUUUUCCAGAGAAGCUCCGUGGUACUUUAUGGCUCGCCGUACUGUCCCUGAUAUGCAGGACCAAAGCGGGUGGCCCCUGGGAACAGUGUCUGGGAGAGAUGCCUGCUUGUCUUGCAUAGCACCUGCCACAUUUACCAUUUUUCUGUUGCGCUGUCUGACGUUUUCAUGUGGGUCGUAAGAGCUCCUCACCCUGUGUGGACACCAGUUCUCUGAGGGUCAUGUGCCACGGUGCCAGUUCACAUGCUGCUGCCUAUCCACCUGUGUCUCAAGCAGCCCCGCCCACCAUGGACCCAGACCCCCAGGCGGGCGUGCAGGUCGGCAUGCGAGUGGUGCGCGGUGUGGACUGGAAGUGGGGCCAGCAGGACGGCGGCGAGGGUGGCGUGGGCACGGUGGUGGAGCUUGGCCGCCACGGCAGCCCCUCCACACCCGACCGCACGGUGGUCGUGCAGUGGGACCAGGGCACGCGCACCAACUACCGUGCUGGCUACCAGGGUGCGCACGACCUGCUGCUGUACGACAACGCCCAGAUCGGCGUCCGGCACCCCAACAUCAUCUGUGACUGCUGCAAGAAGCAUGGGCUUCGGGGCAUGCGCUGGAAGUGCCGCGUCUGCCUAGACUACGACCUCUGCACGCAGUGCUACAUGCACAACAAGCACGAGCUCGCCCACGCCUUCGACCGCUACGAGACGGCCCACUCACGCCCUGUCACACUGAGUCCCCGCCAGGGCCUCCCGAGGAUCCCACUCAGGGGCAUCUUCCAGGGAGCAAAGGUGGUGCGAGGCCCCGACUGGGAGUGGGGCUCACAGGAUGCGGGGACUCUUUCCCCAGGAGGAGAAGGGAAGCCAGGCCGUGUGGUGGACAUCCGUGGCUGGGAUGUGGAGACAGGCCGGAGUGUGGCCAGCGUGACGUGGGCUGACGGUACCACCAACGUGUACCGUGUGGGCCACAAGGGCAAGGUGGACCUCAGGUGUGUGGGCGACGCAGCAGGCGGCUUCUACUACAAGGACCACCUCCCAAGGCUCGGCAAGCCGGCCCCGUUGCAGCGCAGGGUGAGUGCUGAUGGCCAGCCCUUCCAGCACGGGGAUAAAGUCAAGUGUCUGCUGGACACUGAUGUCCUGCGGGAGAUGCAGGAAGGCCACGGCGGCUGGAAUCCCAGGAUGGCAGAGUUCCAUGACCCGCCACAGUUUAUCGGACAGACGGGCACCGUGCACCGCAUCACGGACCGCGGGGACGUGCGUGUACAGUUCAACCAUGAGACCCGCUGGACCUUCCACCCUGGGGCGCUCACCAAGCACCACUCCUUCUGGGUGGGCGACGUGGUACGGGUCAUCGACGACCUUGACACAGUGAAGCGACUACAGGCUGGCCACGGCGAGUGGACGGACGACAUGGCCCCCGCCCUGGGCCGCGUCGGGAAAGUGGUGAAAGUGUUUGGAGAUGGGAACCUGCGUGUGGCGGUCGGUGGUCAGCGGUGGACCUUCAGCCCCUCCUGCCUCGUGGCCUACCGGCCGGAGGAGGACACCAACCUGGACGUGGCCGAGCGCGCCCGGGAGAACAAAAGCUCGCUGAGCGUGGCCCUGGACAAGCUUCGGGCCCAGAAGAGUGACCCGGAGCACCCGGGAAGGCUGGUGGUGGAGGUGGCGCUGGGGAACGCAGCCCGGGCUCUGGACCUGGUGCGGAGGCGCCCAGAGCAGGUGGACACCAAGAACCAAGGCAGGACUGCCCUGCAGGUGGCCGCCUACCUGGGCCAGGUGGAGUUGGUGCGGCUGCUGCUACAGGCCAGGGCGGGCGUGGACCUGCCGGAUGAUGAAGGCAACACUGCGCUGCACUAUGCGGCCCUGGGGAACCAGCCUGAGGCCGCCAGGGUGCUCCUGAACGCUGGGUGCCGGGUGGACGCCAUCAACAGCACACAGAGCACAGCGCUGCACGUGGCCGUGCAGAGGGGCUUCCUGGAGGUGGUGCGGACCCUGUGCGGGCGCGGCUGUGAUGUCAACCUGCCUGACGCCCACUCAGACACGCCCCUGCACUCUGCCAUCUCGGCGGGCACUGGUGCCAGUGGCAUUGUCGAGGUCCUCACCGAGGUGCCCAGCAUCGACGUCACCGCCACCAACAGCCAGGGCUUCACCCUUCUGCACCAUGCCUCCCUCAAGGGCCACGUACUAGCUGUGAGGAAGAUUCUGGCUCGGGCGCGGCAGCUGGUGGACGCCAAGAAGGAGGACGGCUUCACGGCGCUGCACCUGGCAGCCCUCAACAACCACCGCGAGGUGGCCCAGAUUCUCAUCCGGGAGGGCCGCUGUGACGUGAAUGUGCGUAACCGGAAGCUGCAGUCCCCCCUGCACCUAGCGGUGCAGCAGGCCCACGUGGGGCUGGUGCCGCUGCUGGUGGACGCCGGUUGCAGUGUCAACGCCGAGGACGAGGAGGGGGACACAGCCUUGCACGUGGCGCUGCAGCGUCAGCAGCUGCUACCCCUGGUGGCGGAUGGGGCCGGGGGGGACCCAGGGCCCUUGCAGCUGCUGUCCAGGCUACAGGCCUCGGGCCUCCCGGGCAGCUCCGAGCUGACGGUGGGCACGGCGGUUGCCUGCUUCCUGGCGCUGGAAGGCGCCGAUGUGAGUUACACCAACCACCGCGGCCGGAGCCCGCUGGACCUGGCCGCCGAGGGCCGUGUGCUCAAGGCCCUGCAGGGCUGCGCCCAGCGCUUCCGGGAGCGGCAGGCGGGAGGGGGCGCGGCCCCGGGCACCAGGCACGCGCUCGGGACCCCCAACACCGUGACUAACCUGCACGUGGGCGCCGCGCCGGGGCCCGAGGCCGCCGAAUGCCUGGUGUGCUCCGAGCUGGCGCUGCUGGUGCUCUUCUCACCGUGUCAGCACCGCACGGUGUGCGAGGAGUGCGCGCGCAGGAUGAAGAAGUGCAUCAGGUGCCAGGUGGUCGUCAGCAAGAAACUGCGCCCAGGUCAACCCGUCCCAGAUGACACUCCACCCCGGGUCCCCGCUGCCCCCGGGCUCCCAGCUCACACCCGCCCCCCACCCUGCAGACGGCUCCGAGGUGGUGAGCGCAGCCCCUACCCCCGGCCCGCCGCGCCAGCUGGUGGAGGAGCUGCAGAGCCGCUACCGGCAGAUGGAGGAGCGCAUCACCUGCCCCAUCUGCAUCGACAGCCACAUCCGCCUCGUGUUCCAGUGCGGCCAUGGCGCAUGCGCUCCCUGCGGCGCCGCGCUCAGCGCCUGCCCGAUCUGCCGCCAGCCCAUCCGUGACCGCAUCCAGAUCUUCGUGUGAGCCGCGCGCUCGCCGCGCCCGAGCUGCCUUCGCGAGCCCCCGCCGUGUGUUUUAUAAAAAGAUUCUCCGA